UUGCUGAGGUAUAAUGGGCCUUUAAUUACAAGUAUUUGGACAUGUAUAUAAGUUUAAUAUGUUAUCUUUAGAUUAUGUGGCAUAUAACACUUGACCAUUAUCUUUAUCUGUCCAUUGAGACUUUGUACGUUUCCUCUCUAUUUCAGGGCAUUAAAAUGACUUUUGAUUUCGCUGUGUUGUUACUUUUUGCGAGUUGUGCAUUUGCAGCCGGCAGUAGUGUACCCAGUCCCCUAAAAUGCUUCGAGUGUACGGAUAUAAAUGACCCAAGCUUAUGUAAUACAGUGACUACAUGUACCCCGGAUGAGAUGUGUUAUGUAAACGAGAUGGCUAACACGAAUAACCGCAUAACCUAUUCAAUGGGAUGUGCAAGGAAACAUCCAUGCAUUGAAUCAACUGGAUUUCUGAUACAAAAUAGUAAUCUAUUCCAUGCUGGUUCGGUAGUAGGCAAACGGCGUUCCGGACUAGUAGCAUGUUCAGCUUGCUGCGGCGAUUCUUUGUGUAACAACAUGCAAUGUUUUGCAUUAAUAAAAAAUCUUACAGAAUUAUGGAAAGGAGGACAUCUAGAUUUAGCGUCCCUGUCAUACAAACAGUAGCUAUACAAACAGUAGCCAUAUUAUGUGUUAAUCUUUUCAUUGAAAUAAAGCAUUUCUUUGAGUUC
Ruditapes philippinarum (Manila clam) is the source of this 658-nucleotide messenger RNA. RefSeq lists its product as uncharacterized. Lineage: Eukaryota; Metazoa; Mollusca; Bivalvia; Venerida; Veneridae. Bases 75 to 593 code for a protein of 172 amino acids. The record is from RefSeq and is a predicted model, not a curated record. The transcript is spliced from 6 exons.